GAAUACAAAUUUUACUUUUCAAGAUUAAUAUAAUAUGCAAGUCAUUGGCUGGCUUUGUGUUGCGUGCGAAAUUCGGUUUGCCGGAGAGCGUCGAUAAACGAACCAAAUAGUACAUCUUUGUGCUCCCUUUCUAAGCAAUUACGCAGCCCGAGUCCCCACUUGCGCAAGGCAAGAAGUCGAGUGGGCCGGAUUCGUCGACUUCGACGCCCUUCUCGGACAUGAAUUGGUCGAGUGGUUGGCCUUCUCUCUUGCGAUAUUGAACCCACAAAUCGUGCGAAAUUUCCAGGAUCGGUCGAGCCGAGCCAGAAGCCUUGCUGAUUUGGUCGGCGGCAGCCCGUGCACUUGCCUUUGCUUCGGGAGAAGUUCCGGAGAUAUCAGCGUACGUCAAAAGCAUCUGGCUGACUUCGCCGCAUGCCUUGUCGCUUUGGACAGACUUGCGCGGAGGAUCUCCGGCUUGAAGAAUAGCGGGAAGCAUGGCUUCGAUGGCAGUAACGGCGUGUUCGGCAGACAUGGCAUCGGGAACGUAUUUCGAGCCACCUUCGGUAUCGUCCAUCGCCGAGAGAACGAGGUCGGAGACGAUCUGGAAGUUGAGUGCAACGGCCGAAGGAACGGCGAGAACCUUGGUGUUGGCUUCGCCUCCGGCUUCCGAGUCGGCCUUUCCGGCGGCCUUCGAGAGAUCGGCGUAGGCCUUGGUGGCCGUGUAGAGCUUGAAGACACCGUAGGCGUAUUGUCCGUCCUUGCCCUUCUUUUCGACAAUGUUGGUCAUGAGCUCGGAAACGGCCUUGGCGGCAGGGUUUCCGCUCUCUGGGAAGUCGGUCCAGGCGGCAUCGAGGAAGGCACAGGCCAUGGUGGCCUUGAGUCCCUGAAGAUCUCCCUCGGCCAUGAUGGACUUGAUGACAUCAACGGCACCGGCACUGAUGAGAGACUCGCGCGAUUGAGGCCACUGUGCGAGGUUGAGAAUGACAAAGAGAGAGAAAUCCUCGAGGGAGUUGGACGUCCAGCGGGAUGGAGGGGCGGUGGCGGCGCGGAUGUUCUCCACGACGCACUUGGGAAUCUCGGUCWGUCCGAUCAGAGCAGCGUUUUCUUCGCUCUUUGCGAGAUUCUUGAUGAGACCGCAGGCCCAUCGAACUCCCUCGGACUUGCCGCUGCUGGCCUUGGGGGCGGCAGGGGAGUUGGUGAGGAGCUUUUCCAAGACACGGAGAAGGGAGUUUGGGUUUUCGAGGGGUGGAAUUUCCUUGCCAUCGGCACUGGGAGAGUGUUGGAGGAUGGUUGUGAUGCUGGCCUCAAGGAACGAAAGGUUCAUCAAGCAGAUGCAGCAGAGGUAGGAUUCUUGCUUGUCUUCGGCAAUGACCUUGCACAAUCCCCCAAUGACGUCCUUGGAAGCGGGUCCGAGUGCCAUGACGCGCUUGUUCUCCGUUGGGAUGGAGAGGUUGUUGAGGGCGAGGCAGGCAAGGUGGCGUCCGUCUCCGCUCUCUUGGGUCAGGCACUGUGCCAGGGGAGUAAGGACGUCGUACUUUCCGCUGCAGACCAUAGGGACACGGUUUUGCUUGUGGCCGACGUCGCACAACUCGUAGACGCGCUUCGUAGCGGCGGCGCUCUUCUCGCCCUUGGCGUUGAGCAUGGUGUCGAUGAGGUCGGGAAUGUCAUCGAGGGUGGGUGGCUUGGCGGGAGCAUUCUUGGAAGGCUUUUCUUCCUUGGGGGUGGGGGCCUUGCCAGACUUUUCCUUCCCCUCUUCCUUGUUCUUUUUGCGGCGGAAUGAAACCCUAGAUUAUGCAUCGUACACGUGACGUAAAUUCAUACAGAGGCGAGCCAGUGCCGUGUGACACACAUGCACAGCGAGCGAACAAAUCAGAAAACAUUAC
This is a messenger RNA of Pseudo-nitzschia multistriata, 1862 nucleotides long. The record is from the annotation of a GenBank genome assembly. NCBI's taxonomy places the organism in Eukaryota, Bacillariophyta, Bacillariophyceae, Bacillariales, Bacillariaceae.